CCACGAGCUGCCGUAGUCGAACGCACCGCAAAAACACCCAAACGAACAAACCGGCAACUCGACUACGCCAAUUUUUCGACGUCGCUCAUUCCCACCCAUAACCAAAGACCCCGAUCAAUUUCCUCUUCCAUCACCGCUCUUGACAAUGCUCGACAAACUCGUCGGUCUCGCCAUGCUCGUGGCCGCCUCGGUCGUCUUCCUGUACUACACCAUCUGGACCCUCUUGAUGCCCUUCGUCGACGCGGAUCACCCCCUCCAAAACUUCUUCCCCCCGCGCGUCUGGGCGAUCCGCAUCCCCGUGAUCCUGAUCCUCCUCGGGUCCGCCGUGGUCGGCUCCUUCCUCAGCGUCGUCAUGAUCCGCAGUAACCGGAAGAAGGCGGCCAAGGCCAAGGCCGCGGCGGCCAAGAAGAAGGCUUGAAGGGGAGGGGGAAGAGAACGGGGCGCAGAUUCGGUUGCCAAAAGGGGGCAAAGGGAGAGAAAAGAGAGAGAGAGAGAGAAGGGGGGGUUGAAUCAACGCGCCUCGGAGCGUCGAGGAGGAGAGAUCCUGACAAACAAUUUUAUAUUGUUCUGUUCUGGCAGGCUGGUCGGACGGCUAAUAUAAUAUGCUUGUGAACCGGUCGGUUGUUCUGCAUGUCCCUCCGUGGCGGGUUUGGGGGCCCGGGGGGGGGGGGGG
Thermothelomyces thermophilus ATCC 42464 is the source of this 673-nucleotide messenger RNA. RefSeq lists its product as uncharacterized. The record is from RefSeq and is a predicted model, not a curated record. Gene Ontology annotation, molecular function: enzyme regulator activity. Gene Ontology annotation, cellular component: dolichol-phosphate-mannose synthase complex; endoplasmic reticulum membrane. The transcript is spliced from 3 exons. Gene Ontology annotation, biological process: GPI anchor biosynthetic process. Lineage: Eukaryota; Fungi; Ascomycota; Sordariomycetes; Sordariales; Chaetomiaceae. The coding region runs from base 146 to 418 and encodes 90 amino acids.